Molecule: messenger RNA, 996 nt
Organism: Ornithodoros turicata
Lineage: Eukaryota; Metazoa; Arthropoda; Arachnida; Ixodida; Argasidae
Product: piggyBac transposable element-derived protein 2-like
Exons: 1
Source: RefSeq, a predicted model, not a curated record
AAUAGUAGGUUUUGCAUUUACAGACGGAAACCUCUAACAGAUGAAGACAUUCAGGCCUUGAUAUUCGACUGCCCAAGUGGUAGUGAGGAUGAGAAUUUGGAGAGUUCCGACAGCGGUGAUGAGUACACCAGGCUACCUCAAGCUUCUUCUGGUGACAGUGAAGGCGACAGCUCAGAGGAUUCAGAUGUAGAGGUGACGUCGACAACAAAGAACAAGAAACGGAGAAUCUGGCACUGGGUGAAAAAGGACAUUCCUAUAAACCGAGGUCAAGAAGUCAGGGUACUGAGGCCACGACCUGGUUUAGAAUGUGCGAAGUCUCCACUAGGGAUGUUCUUGAAAUUUGUCGACUAUGAUCUCUUAGAAUAUCUCACCUUUGAAACCAACAGGUACAGAGUACAGCAAAACCGCACACGGGUACUUCCAGUUUCGCUUUUGGACAUGCGAAAAUUUCUCGGCAUUGUACUCUACAUGUCCGUUGUGCAUCUCCCGUCAAGGAGAAUGUACUGGUCAGCAAAUACGCGAAUAGAAGACGUUGCAAGAUGCAUGAGCAGGAACAGAUUUGAAGAGAUACUCUCUUUAUUCCAUGCGAGCGACAAUGAUAAAGAAGUGCCAAGGGGUAGCGACGGUUAUGAUCGCCUCUAUAAGGUACGUCACAUGAUCACUGCGCUGAACACUAAUUUUUGGCAAGCAUCAGAAAUUGAAUCGUGUGUCUCGGUGGACGAAAUGAUGAUCCCGUUCAAGGGACGUCAUUCGCUCAAAGUGUACAUGCGAAACAAACCCAGUAAGUGGGGAUAUAAAGCAUGGACUCUACCAGGGCGCUCCGGUUAUGUGUACAAGCUGUACCUUUUUGGCGACAACCUCGUGAUGGACGCUCCAGAUAGCCCAGAAGGCGUCGGUGAAAGUGGGAAGAUUGUGCUCCGGCUAAGGACUGUCCGGCAGGGACUCAGGUCUUCUUUGACAACUUUUUUGCUUCAGUGGAACUCUUCGAAGAAAUGA